AUGGAAGUGACUGAUUCGUCGAAGGGCGACGACCGUGCUGCGACUCGCGAGCCUCAUGUUCGCACACUGAGGGUUCACUCUGAUCGAACAGCGACUGGUAGCGGAACCGCUUCAUCGCGGCUGGGACACCGUCGGGGCAGCCGUAUUGGGAGUCCAGCUGUUCGAGCCGACUCGCUAGCCACACGGGAGGCGCAAGCUCACCGCGACGACGCACAGGAGCCUCUAGAACGCGCCGAGAAAGUGUGCCAACUGACGUACGCUGGCCUGUUCGCGCUGUUCUUGACGCUGUUCGCAUACUUCUUGGUCAACGCCUUGAGUACGGGCACCAUCGUGCGCGUACGCACCGAGAUGGGACUCGUCAGUGGCGAACUGCGCAGGGUCAUGGAAAAUAACGUGUUUCACUACCUGGGCCUCCCGUACGCCUCAAAGCCCGCCAGGUUUCAACGCGCAGGUCCCGCCGAUCGGCUGCGGCUCAACCAUAUCGUCCCGCAGUUCCCAGGCGUCCGCGUGGGGUUUGGUCAAGGGGGAGCCGACUGGUACAACGGAGCGCUGCUGUCAAGCCUGGGCGGCGUGGUGAUUGUGGCGCCAAAUUUCCGGCUCGGACCUCUCGCUGUACCAUUGAAAGAGGAUCAGCCACAAGAAGUUCCAUUGCUGUCGCUGUCAGACCAGAUGCUUGCAAUCAAGUGGACGUGGCACAACAUCAAGUAUUUCGGUGGCAACACUAGCGAGAUAAGCUUGCUGGGCGCUGGAGGUGGAGCGUGGACCGUUGGCGAGAUGGUGCUUUCGAACCGCGAAAACGUUCGUGACAUCAUCAAGCGUGUCCUACUUCACGGUGGGUCACCGCUGCAAAGGUAUGCUCCGUUUCGGGCGUACCUCGUGGAGAAGGCACUUGGAUGCGGACCAGCAUCGGGUGAAUGCCUGGACAUGGCUGACGCCUCGAAGCUGUUUGAUCUGGCAUCGCAGCGUCUCCUAGGACCGCCGGCCACUCUUCUUGCGGCAGAACCGAAGCAGCACGACGGCAUCGAUAUCCUGGAAGACACGCUUACAAGACUCCAGGAGUACUUCAACUUCACGGGCCUCGCUGCGAUCUUCGACAAACUGCGCAGAGACACUGUCCAAAGCAGCGAUAUUUGGCCGAGAUUUCUGGAGGAUCUUUUGAUCCGUUGCCCUAUUGAGCAGCUCGGCGAUCUGUACCGUGUCAUGCACGCCACGAUAUACGGUUUUGUUUACGAUGACGACGAUCCAUAUCCAAGCGAUGUGGUCGAGAUGCCUUUUCCUGAUUUGGACAUGCUGUUCGGCGUGCCACUGAUAUCAUCAGACCCACCUUACCCCGAGCGGAUGAAAGAAACAAGCCUCCAAUACAUGAAGGUGUGGUCCACCUUCAUAAAAAAAGGGAGGUUGCCGAACGUGAACGGCAAUCCUUGGCCUGUGAUGAUCGAGGACUCGCGGUGGACGGCGAUCUCGGUCAUCAUCAAGGAUGGCAUGAAGUUGUCCGCCCCCACGAGGUUCGUCCACAAGACGUGCGAACAAAUCGACGCACUCCUUCAGCAGAGCAUCAGACAUCCGGACUCUGAUUCCAGUGAAUUUGGCACGGAAGGACACGACCGAUAG
Rhipicephalus sanguineus (brown dog tick) is the source of this 1611-nucleotide messenger RNA. RefSeq names its product acetylcholinesterase. The coding region runs from base 1 to 1611 and encodes 536 amino acids. NCBI's taxonomy places the organism in Eukaryota, Metazoa, Arthropoda, Arachnida, Ixodida, Ixodidae. The transcript has 8 exons. Gene Ontology annotation, cellular component: plasma membrane. Gene Ontology annotation, biological process: acetylcholine catabolic process; choline metabolic process. The record is from RefSeq and is a predicted model, not a curated record. Gene Ontology annotation, molecular function: acetylcholinesterase activity.